Molecule: messenger RNA, 1632 nt
Organism: Lycium ferocissimum
Lineage: Eukaryota; Viridiplantae; Streptophyta; Magnoliopsida; Solanales; Solanaceae
Product: beta-D-glucosyl crocetin beta-1,6-glucosyltransferase-like
Exons: 1
Coding region: 108-1472 (454 amino acids)
Molecular function (GO): UDP-glycosyltransferase activity
Source: RefSeq, a predicted model, not a curated record
AAUGCCACCAACUCCACAAAAAGUCCAUUUCUCAUUUCUCAUCCUUCUUUCACUCUGUCGAAAAACAAGAAUUAAGUAUACCAAUAUAAUCUUUCUAGAUUUCAAUCAUGGGUACAGAAGUAACCGUACAUAAAAAUACUUUGAGGGUACUGAUGUUUCCGUGGUUGGCUUAUGGACACAUCUCUCCAUUUCUAAAUGUAGCCAAGAAACUUGUGGACAGAGGAUUCUUGAUUUACCUCUGUUCUACGGCCAUCAAUCUCAAAUCCACCAUCAAGAAAAUCCCUGAAAAAUACUCUGAUUCGAUUCAACUUGUCGAACUUCAUUUACCUGAAUGGCCUGAACUUCCUCCUCAUUACCAUACGACCAAUGGUCUCCCACCCCAUCUCAAUCACACACUUCAAAAGGCCCUGAAAAUGUCCAAACCCAACUUCACGAAAAUCUUGCAAAAUUUGAAACCUGAUUUGGUAAUUUAUGACUUAUUGCAGCAAUGGGCUGAAGGCGUGGCGAAUGAACAAAAUAUUCCAGCAGUCAAGCUCUUAACUUCGGGUGCAGCUGUAUUGUCAUAUUUUUUUAACUUAGUAAAAAAACCAGGGGUUGAAUUCCCUUUCCCUGCUAUUUAUCUCAGGAAAAAUGAGCUAGAAAAAAUGAGUGAAUUGUUGGCCCAAUCUGCUAAAGAUAAAGAACCUGAUGAUGUAGAUCCUUUUGCUGAUGGAAAUAUGCAAAUCAUGUUGAUGAGUACCUCUAGAAUUAUAGAAGCCAAAUACAUAGAUUAUUUCAGUGAAUUGAGCAAUUGGAAAGUAGUUCCAGUUGGUCCACCUGUCCAAGAUCCAAUCGCUGAUGACGCGGAUGAAAUGGAGCUCAUUGAUUGGCUAGGAAAAAAAGAUGAGAAUUCAACUGUUUUUGUCUCAUUUGGAAGUGAGUAUUUCUUGUCAAAAGAAGAUAGGGAGGAAAUAGCUUUUGGGUUAGAGCUUAGUAAUGUUAAUUUCAUAUGGGUUGCCAGAUUUCCAAAGGGGGAAGAACAAAAUCUCGAAGAUGCUCUACCAAAAGGUUUUCUUGAAAGAAUUGAAGAUAGGGGAAGAGUUUUGGACAAAUUUGCACCACAGCCAAGGAUUCUAAAUCAUCCAAGUACGGGAGGAUUUAUAAGUCAUUGUGGUUGGAAUUCAGUAAUGGAAAGUGUAGAUUUUGGGGUUCCAAUAAUAGCUAUGCCUAUACAUCUUGAUCAGCCAAUAAAUGCUAGGUUGAUAGUAGAAUUGGGAGUUGCAGUGGAGAUUGUUAGAGAUGAUUAUGGCAAGAUUCAUAGAGAAGAAAUUGCAGAAAUGCUAAAAGAUGUCAUAGCUGGUAAAUCAGGGGAAAAUUUGAGGGCCAAAGUGAGAGAUAUCAGCAAGAAUUUAAAAUCUAUAAGGGAUGAAGAGAUGGAUACUGCAGCUGAAGAGCUAAUUCAACUUUGUAAGAAUAGUCCUAAGUUGAAAUAAUGUCAUAUGUUGUAAGUCAAUUAACAAAUUAUAUUGUCUGUGAGGUGUUUCUAGUUGAUCUUCAAAAUAUAUUAAGGUUGAAAUAAUGAGAGAAAAUAGAAUGCAAUCUAAAUUUAUCCUACUAUUCACAUUCUCAAGUAUGAUUUUUUUUAGCUUUCGA